AUGUCGACCUAUGGGCCUCGGCCGUCCUCUUUCGAGCUCGAGGAAGGGGGAGAGCGGUAUUACAUCGGCUCCGAGGUGGGCAACUACCUCAAGUACCACCGCGGCACCCUCUACAAGAAAUAUUCGCUGAUGUGGAAACGCGUGGCGACGAUGGACGAAAAGGAGAAAAUCCGCGCCAUCAACGCCUCGCCCGCCUUCUUGAAUACGAAUAUUAUGCUCGUUCGCCAGAGCGAAGUUGACGAUAUUCUGGCCGGAAAUGACGAGAAAUACAAGGUGGCCGGAAACGCGGCGCCUCGCCCCGAGGGCAGCUUCACGCCGAUGAAGCCGAACCCGGCGAAGCAGGGCUCCAACCAGGGAUGGGGCGGCCAGCAGGUACAAAGCGGCUCCCAUCACGUCGAAGCCGUCCCCGCCUCCCACCCAAUCGCACACGGGCGCGGCAAGUUCAAGCUGCGCGAAACCAUCUACUCCACCGAGGAUUUUGAACAGGCAAAACGCAUCCGGCUGAACGCGGACAUCCCGGAGGAGCUGGUGCCGAUCCGGUUGGACAUGGAGAUUGACCAGAUCAAGCUGCGCGACACGUUCUGCUUCAACCGCCGCGAGACGAUCAUCACUCCCGAUGUG
Molecule: messenger RNA, 621 nt
Organism: Mesorhabditis spiculigera
Lineage: Eukaryota; Metazoa; Nematoda; Chromadorea; Rhabditida; Rhabditidae
Source: the annotation of a GenBank genome assembly